AUGACCGACGCGGACAUCCUCGCCGGCCUCAAAAUAGCCCGAGACAACAACGUUGCCACAGCCUGCGUUAAACCCUACCUCAUCUCUCUCGCCAAACAGGAACUCGCAGGCUCCGACGUCCUCGUCUGUCCGGUCAUCGGCUUCCCCCACGGCAACAGCACCACCGCCAUCAAGGUCACCGAAGCCACGGCAGCUGCGCAGGAAGGAGGCGCGGAAAUCGACAUGGUCGUGAACGUGGGCAAGGUCCUCGGUGGGGACUGGAACUAUGUGUCUGAUGAGAUCCGGCAGAUCAACGAAGCUGUUACGACCAAUGGUGCGAUCCUGAAGGUCAUUUUCGAGAAUGAUUAUUUGCAGUCCGAACAUAUUGCUCGGUUGUGUGAGAUCUGCACACAGAUUGGUGUGGCAUUUGUUAAGACUUCGACUGGGUAUGGGUUUGUGAAGCAGACGGAUGGGUCGUAUAAUUAUAAGGGCGCGACGGUGAAAGACUUGAAGUUGAUGCGCGAAAAGUCGGGUGAGAAAGUGCAGAUUAAAGCUGCGGGUGGUGUGAGGACGUUGGAUGACUUGUUGCAUGUCAUGAGUCUGGGUGUUACGAGGAUUGGGGCUACCGCUACCAUUGCUAUCCUGGAGGAUGCGAAGAAGAGGGGCAUUGGGAACGAGCCUGUUGAGGUUUCUUUAAGCCGAUGA
Messenger RNA from Aspergillus melleus, 684 nucleotides. Its product is annotated as 2-deoxyribose-5-phosphate aldolase. Bases 1 to 684 code for a protein of 227 amino acids. The transcript has a single exon. Gene Ontology annotation, molecular function: deoxyribose-phosphate aldolase activity. NCBI's taxonomy places the organism in Eukaryota, Fungi, Ascomycota, Eurotiomycetes, Eurotiales, Aspergillaceae. Gene Ontology annotation, biological process: deoxyribonucleotide catabolic process; carbohydrate catabolic process. Gene Ontology annotation, cellular component: cytoplasm. The record is from RefSeq and is a predicted model, not a curated record.